AUGGUUCGCCUCAAACUAGAACCACAGUUCUCAUCGCCCUGGACUCAACGCUUGGUAGACGAAUACCGAAAGGGCACCUUGCAUGUUCCUGUCUUGGGAGUCGAAGAAGAGGUGUCCCUGUUGGAUACACCGAUACCGGAAUAUGCAAAUCUUGCAGUACCUCUCGAGCCCCAGAAGUUGGAACGCCGAAAGCAGAAUUUGAAUUCUAGACUAUUACAACUCCCACUCGAGUUGUUGAUCCAUGUUAUUUCCUUUCUACCGGGACCUUCCUUCUACAUGGUUCAUCAAACCUGUCAGGUCCUUCGUGAGCUGACCGAAACUUGUCCAUUUCAAGAUUUUUGCCGGAAAAUGAUGCACCGCGAAGAUUCUUUCCACAUCGACAACGUUCGAUGCGGACAGCUACGUGAUAUAAAGCGGAUUUUCCUACGAAGCUCCUUAUGUAUACCAUGUGGCAGGCUUUUCAACUCAGGCGAAUUAGAGGAAAGAAUGAAGAAGCUUUGGCUACCAGUCUAUUGCACUGGAUGCCAAGCUACUCACCCAGAACUGGUUUUCUCCCAAGGGGGCAGAACACACAAUAUUUGCGUGGGACAACUGGGUGAAUUUGCCGCCUGUAAACAUCUUAAAGUCUCAGGCAAAGCCCAGGCAGAUAAAAGAGAGGAUGUUCAUAUUGAAUGCUUACACCCGGACCACUUUCCUGCGGCAACAGUGGCCUCUAAAGAAACAGCUCACGCCUAUAUACAGUAUCCCCCACAUUUCUCUACCUGUGGAUCCCGCAUCAUUUCUGGCUGUUUGAUUUCUGGCGGUUUGAACUACUCCCGAGCUAUUCCUUUGGUCAAGAUUGCACCUCAACAGUACCCUGGAAUAUCGGCGUUGAAGUCGCGGUUGUUCAAACAACUAAAGGAAUCUCAAGAUGGACUCUGUCAGCAUGCCUCAACUCAACUUGACUCUAUUAUAUCGUCUUUACCAUCAGAUGAAUGCGGUUGUUUCCCAAGGUGCGGCCCACCUACCCGUUACUCCUUGCCCAAGACCGGGCCUAACUAUCGGUGUGGCCACCACGGUUACGAUUGUUAUCUAUGCGGCGCACGUUACUGUUGGUUCUAUUUAAAUGGUUAUGUGACUCUCGGAGUUUCAAUUCGGUUAGCCAACGACAGUCUGUACGGCAUGGGCUACACCAUAGGCUGGAUCUCCAACAUCAUAUUUAAUCCCGACGACCACCCUGUCCAUCCAAUAUUGAACGAAAGCUCGAAAGGUGUUCUGUGGUGCAGCGAUCCGUUAUGUGGCACCGGAUCAGGCAAUCGUUGGCUAUUGAUGGUCGAGAUACUGAAAAGGGCUUUGGUACUCCGUAGAAGUCAGGGAUACCCCGGGCUUCCUCCACGGGGCUAUUCUUCGGCCGCCAAGUUGCCUUACACACUGGAAUAUCAAGUGUUCCAGAAUGCGGCAAACUGGAUGACGGAACCAGACAUGCUAAGCAGGGACCUAAAUUCCCCAAUGUCUUUUGAAUACAAUACUAUGACAAGAAUCUAA
Messenger RNA from Fusarium poae, 1524 nucleotides. RefSeq lists its product as uncharacterized. The record is from RefSeq and is a predicted model, not a curated record. The transcript has a single exon. Gene Ontology annotation, molecular function: protein binding. The coding region runs from base 1 to 1524 and encodes 507 amino acids. Lineage: Eukaryota; Fungi; Ascomycota; Sordariomycetes; Hypocreales; Nectriaceae.